Molecule: messenger RNA, 1292 nt
Organism: Glycine soja
Lineage: Eukaryota; Viridiplantae; Streptophyta; Magnoliopsida; Fabales; Fabaceae
Product: zinc finger protein 10-like
Exons: 1
Coding region: 87-1229 (380 amino acids)
Source: RefSeq, a predicted model, not a curated record
UAAGUUGUUGCUGCAUUUCUUCCUUUCUUAAAGAAAAUGCAGGAAAAACGGGAACUUGGAGUAUUCAUACUAAUGCCUUAUUGACUAUGGUGGAAGCCAACCACAAAAUAUCAUACAAUAAAAAAAGACUAUACUACGAGACAUUCAAGGUAGAGUACCAACCACUUCCCCUUCCUCACACACUCUCUUCUCUAAGACAUCUAUCUCAUGCUCCUUCCAUAUUAGACUCAUGUAGCUUUCAAUUCCCAUCCAAAACCCCACAAUUUCCUUCUCUAAUUCAUUUCCUUUUCCUGAUUCAAGGUGGGCAUACUCUCAUAAUGGAGGAGGGUCAUUGUUGGAUCAAGACUAAGAGAAAAUACUCUAUGAACUCUAGUAUUGAUUCACCUACUAAUUACCCCUCCUCCUAUGAUGACUACUCAUGGGAAGAACAAGCCUUUGCAAAAGAUGCAGCUUGGUCUGGUUGCAUAUGGCCACCACGAUCAUAUUCUUGUAGGUUUUGCAGAAAGGAAUUUAGGUCAGCACAGGCUUUAGGUGGCCAUAUGAAUGUUCAUAGAAGAGAUAGAGCAAGACUGAAGCAGCCAUAUAGCCCUGAUCAGAAUGAAAUCCUCAGUGAUGGUCUUGAGAAAACCACUCAACAGCAGAGUUCAGUUCAGAUUUCUUUUACUUCUUUGGGUUACUUAUACCCAUCUUCUCUUGAUGGAUUGGCUCCUAACACUAGCCCUAAUUCUGAUCCUUAUUCUCAUGCUCCUGCUUCACCUUCCAAGUUUUUAGCCUCAUCAAUCAACAAGAGAGGAAGAGAGAAACCCCAGAUUCCACUUUACAAAGGAUGUCUUGAGUCUUCUCCUGAUCUUCCUUCCAAAUCCAUGUCAAAUUUAACUGAAGACUUCAGAUUUUGUUCACGUAGGCUCGAUCCUGAAGCUGGUGUUGAGAAAAUGUUGAAGGGAUUGGAUUCUGGGUGUAGGAGUACUGAGAGAGAUGAUGCUAAAACUGAUGUGGCUGUGAUCUUAAACCUGUUUAUGAAUCAACCUCACCCACCUGUGAAGUUUGAGACUAAGGAGAAAUAUACAAGUUUCAAGAAGGGGAAAGCAGAUGCUUCAUCCAUUCCAUUCUUCCCCAAAUCAUGCUCAGCUGAUAGGCAUCAUAUGCAGUCACAGAUGUAUGAAUUUAGCCCUAGUUCCAUAGAAGAACUAGAUCUGGAGCUAAGGCUUGGUUAUAGGUCCAAGGUAUAGUAAGUAGUAACAGAUACGAAGCACCGAUAUUGUUUAUAAAUAUAAUUUUACUCUUAUGGUUUU